AUGGAUGUUAGUGCUACAUCCGUGGCGCAACUAAGCGUCGCCGACACUACUACUCGACCAAAGAAAUCGGGUGCUUUGGUAUCAAUAUUUUCAAGAGGCAGUUCAGAAGAUCAGUCGCUCAAACGAUGGAAACCAGCUGCACUCCGCGCACCAGUACUCAUCCUAACCAUACUAAUAUGCUGGUCUUUAAUCGCCGUAGUCCAAAUACUACUGACCCGGAGUCAGCAAAACCAAGGCAUAAUCUUCGCACCGAGAAUCAGCGAUUUACCCUUGAGCCGGACAUUUCUAUACUUGUACUUUCCAACUAUCGUCGCUGUAAUAUUCAGCAUGUACUGGGCCUGGAUAGACCUGGAGACCAAACGCAUGGAGCCGUACUACCAGCUCAGUAAGGAAAACGGUGCGCUGGGCAAAGACUCGAUACUGCUCAAGUACCCUUUCGACUUCUUGCCCUUGGUCCCAAUCAAAGCGGCUAGAGACAGGCAUUGGCCUGUUUUCUGGGCUUCCUUCGCAGUUGUUCUGGUGGCCUGGGGAUUAGUGCCUACGCAAGCUGGUAUCUUCUCUACACGAUCGAUUACACGCAAUGUCACCAUGCCGUUUGACCGCUCAACGGCGUUUGUACCUGCUAGCGAUCAGGCGUCGACGCUGACGCUGCGCUUUGCUCAGUCGGCAUAUGACAUUGCGGUGUUGAAUGAGACGCUUACUCAGUAUAUGAGCCGGAAUUAUACGCUCGCUCCGUUCCGACCUACAUCUGCUUCGAAACCCGAUAAUAAAACUGUGCCGUAUGGGAAUUGGACGGCGCCGACGACAAUGUAUAGUUUGGAUUUAUACUGCGAGCCUGCCGUUAUGAGCACUGAGCCGCUUAGUACUGGUGUCAUUGCCAACAGCUCUAAUGGAUGUUCUUUCAACCUGGGCCUAACUGGAAACCUUACCGAAGGCUUGAACAAGGUAUAUGGUGAUAACACCGUAUUGCGUAACAAAGAGUUUACGGCCAUGUUUGUGGGUUAUUGGAAUCCCUUUGGCUUUGCUGAUUACUCUCUGGAUCAAUACUGUCCGGAGACGAGUAACAGCACUUUCUAUGCAGCAAUACAGCGCAACAAAGCCAAGAGUACGGAUCCAGCUCAGAAUGUCACAGCGAUUUACUGUUGGCCGACUUACUAUCAACAAGAUGUAAUCGCAACUGUGGAUGCGGUCACGUUAGUGCCAUCAAAGGUCGAUCCUACCGGCGAGAAAAGGCCUCUACAGGAUGGUAUCUUCAACACCACCCUCUUGGAAGAGCUGAUGGACAGCAUCUCGAUUGCGCAAGAAGUAAGAGGCGAUCUACUACCAACCAAGGCCAUGCCUGAAUACUUCGAUCCUAUUGCACGAACGAACUUAAGUUUGAGUACUGGUCCCAAUGGUGCUGGAUUGGUACAGCCAAUGGUGGGUCUAGCACUGAGCGUCAGCAAUCGCCCUUUAGAAGAAUACCUAGACUGGAAAGUUUUGGCCAAAUCUUACGCCGAUGGCUAUAGACUGCUUUUUGCGCGAGCAAUGAGGGAAGUAUUGAACCAAGAUUUUCGCUCCGUCGAAACCGUUACCGGACGAGUGGUAGACAACACGGAAGCUGUUGUGCUUGAACCAGUGUUUGUAUACAUUGUGGAGGGGUUUCUUGGUGUACUAUCGCUGGCGACGAUAGCGUUACUAUAUCUCUCAAUGACCCGCAAAAAGCCUCUUCGCUCGAAUCCUAGUACUAUCGCUGCAAUCAUGUCCAUGGUUGCUGACAACGAGCCGCUACUGGCCGAUAUAGAAGGACUGGACUGUUGUAAGGCAGAAGAGAUCGAAGAGCACGUGGGCCAAAAGCGAUACAAGCUUGUUGAUGAUGGGACCUCUGCCGGUAUCGUCGAGCUUGGUCGUUCACCUGAACUUCUCAAUGGCAACAAUCAAUGGCCGCUUCCAACACAGCCACGUAAUACACUGACCGACAUCGCGAAGCCCGUCAGACCUACAGAAUUCAGUUUCUGGGUAGCUGGUCUGCUCGUCACUACCUUUUUAGCAUUAAGCAUUUUCCUCGCUAUAAUAUUUGCCAAGGCUCGAUUGCAAGCAGGCCUGCCCCUCCCUUCAUCCAACACGAUUGUACAGAAUUUGUUGGAGAACUACAUACCUACAGCCAUAGCCACGCUCAUCGAACCAGUAUGGCUUUUGUUCAACCGCUUGCUCUGCAUGCUACAGCCGAUCGAAGAACUCCAAGGCUGCAACGCGCGUGCGAAAAGGUCGAUCGAUCUUGACUACAGCUCUCUUCCACCACAGCUAGUCGUCUUCAAGGCCUUUAAAUCAAAACACUUCGUCCUCGCCGCAGUGUGUACAAUGGCAUUGUUAGCCAAUCUGCUAGCCGUCAGUCUUGCUGGCCUCUUCAACCAAAGCACUAUCGAUAUGAAACAUGUCAUUUCUACAACUCGCCCGCUUGAUUUCAAAUUCGUACCAAUCAAUGGCUCGAUUGGUCCUUUGGAUGGUCGAAAUUUCGGCGAUUUGCAAGCAUCUGGUGCUUAUCAGGGAGGUAACGGAGAAGAUCAGUUCUACGUUGCAGACUCGCACGUCAGAGAAGGCACAGCGUUACCUCCGUGGAUUGAUGAGACGAUGUUUUAUUUGCCAUUCAUACCAGAAGGUGAGCAGUCACCAAAAGACAAAGUGGAAGCAAAAACUAGAGCUAUUGGCGCAAAGCUCGAAUGCCAGAAUCUAGACUUUAAUGAGCAGUUCCAAGCUGGUCUAGUCAGCGAUCCAACUAUGAGUGGGGUUGUUUCGCCAUCGAUAAAUAUCACAGUCACUUCUUCUACCGGAAAACCUGUCCGGUGUACCAAGGUGGGCCAACACAUGCGCCAGGGCCCAAUUUCAUCCACGCCAGGCAGCUGCGUUACCGGACAAAGUGCAGCUGAGCUUGUGGCCAUUUUGGACCCCUCUGCAAAUGCGUCCCAAGCCGAUACAGACGUGUGCAUGGGGUCAAUUGUCAUGGGAUGGCUUCGAGACCGCGACGGCUCUUGUGGAGAAGUGAAGCCAAUGGUGCUGAACAAGCAAAACGCAGCUUUCGUUCAUUGUCGACCAAAACUAAUGACAGGAUUCGCAACUGUUCGAGUCGAUACCAGUGGUCGACUACAGCAGAAGGUACAAAAUCUGACAGUAGAUGAUCACGUUCCGAUGGAAACCUUCAGCAAUGACCCUGUCAAUCUCAUUGGCCAGUCGAACAGAUACAUCUUCAAGACCAUCAGUGCCGGAUGGCACAAUGACAGCUUCGCCGACGACUUCAUCAAUUACUUCAUCAGCCAUUCAGCCAAUAGUAGCCGGUUAGUCGAUCCCAGGCAAGGCCCACCCACAUUUGGGGACAUAGAGGGUCCCUUGAACAAAGCGUAUUCCCUUCUAUUUGCAAUCUGGAUGGAGACCAAUAAAGACAAGUUGUUGAUGCCCAGCCCAAGCCAGAACACACUGGCACCAGAAGGCUGGCGCAUAGAGCCGGAAACGCGCCUCUUCGUCUCGAUGCCAAUGUUUGUCAUUUCCGAGGUCAUUUUGUGUAUUUACGUUAUUGUUGCAGUCAUGGUGUACAUGCGUCGACCUGGUCGAUAUCUCGCACGGUUACCUACAUCGAUCGCUUCUUUGAUUGCCUUGUUCGCCGCUAGUGCAGCUGUUCAAGACAUGCGAGGGACGUCGUACUUGGAUAAAAGGGGCCGAGCUCGACACCUCGAGGAAGUGGACGCGAGGUACGGAUAUGGGAGUUUUAUUGGUGGUGGUGACGGGAGAGUUCAUAUCGGCAUUGAGAAAACACCGUUUGUGAGAGUCAGGUCGAAAGCCACUUGGUUUGAUAAAAAUGUUGCUUCUUGGCGACGGGGCUCAACCAGUUGA
Molecule: messenger RNA, 3864 nt
Organism: Bipolaris maydis ATCC 48331
Lineage: Eukaryota; Fungi; Ascomycota; Dothideomycetes; Pleosporales; Pleosporaceae
Source: RefSeq, a predicted model, not a curated record